CGAGUUACCGUAAAAGCCGGAUGUGAUGUGGCUGCCAGACAGCAAGCCAAAGAUAAACACGUAGCCGAACAAGAGGGGCGAAACCCAGAAAAAACAACGAAAGGCUGCUUUAAAUUCUCGAAAUGAAGUGAUUAUUGAGGACAUAUAUACAUUCGAAAACGAGGAAGCACUCGUCUUGCAGACAGGCAUACAUCGGUUAAGGAGCUGUAGUUGAGUCCAACAUGGUGCGAGCAACCCUGGUGACCAUCACCAGUCUGGCACUGACUGGUGCUGUGGUGGCGCAUGCUUACCUUCUCAAACACCAGUUCUACCCAACUGUUGUCUACCUCACCAAGAGCAGCCCCAGCAUGGCGGUGUUGUACAUUCAGGCCUUUGUGUUGGUGUUUCUUCUGGGAAAGUUCAUGAGGAAAGUGUUUUUUGGACAGCUAAGAGCUGCAGAAAUGGAGCAUCUCAUUGAGCGUUCCUGGUACGCAGUGACCGAGACCUGCCUGGCCUUCACUGUUUUCAGGGAUGACUUUUCCCCACGCUUUGUUGCCCUCUUCACACUUCUGGUUUUCCUUAAGUGCUUCCACUGGUUGGCUGAAGACCGCGUGGACUUUAUGGAACGAAGUCCAAACAUAUCCUGCCUCUUCCACUUUCGAGUUUUAUCUCUCAUGGGGCUGCUGGGAGCUCUGGACUUCCUGUUUGUUUACCACGCCUGUCAAAGCAUUAUCACCCGGGGAGCCUCUGUGCAGCUUGUUUUUGGCUUUGAGUACGCCAUCCUGUUGACCAUGGUAUUGACUAUGUUCACUAAAUACAUCCUGCACACUGUGGAUUUGCAAAGUGAGAAUCCCUGGGACAACAAGGCCGUCUAUAUGCUCUACACAGAGCUCUUCACCGGUUUCAUCAAAGUUCUCCUGUACGUUGCCUUUAUGACCAUUAUGAUGAAGGUUCACACGUUCCCACUGUUUGCCAUCCGGCCCAUGUAUCUCGCUAUGAGACAUUUUAAGAAAGCUGUAACUGAUGCUAUAAUGUCUCGGAGAGCCAUCCGCAACAUGAAUACACUAUACCCUGACGCUACUCCCGAAGAUCUGCAGGCCUCUGACAACGUUUGUAUCAUCUGUCGGGAGGAAAUGGUCACCGGAGCAAAGAAGCUACCUUGCAAUCACAUUUUCCACUCCAGCUGCUUGCGUUCCUGGUUCCAGAGACAGCAGACCUGCCCCACCUGUCGCAUGGACGUCCUGCGGGCGUCAAACAACAAUCCGGCUCCAACCCCUGCCCAGGCUGCAGCCCCUGCUCCAGCAGCGCCUGCGCACGCUGCAGCUGCCCAGCCAGCCAAUGUGGUUCCCGGCAUGUUGCCUGCCUUCCCACCCGGCCUGUUUCCCUUUUGGGGUCCAUUUCCCGGCAUGCCUCCUCCAGCCGCGGCAGCUCCCGCAGCUGCCGUCGCGACACAGGGCAACACUGAGGCGGCGCAGGCAGCUGGUAACGGCCAGUCCACUUCAUCCAGCGCGGACUCUGCUACGGCUGCUGCUCCGGGCUCUGCCAUUCCGGGAUUCCCCUUCUCCAUCCCCCCUCCUCCCUUCCCAACUACACCGUGGCUACCUAUGCCACCGCCACCACCUCCUUUCAUGUCGUCGAUGCCUCCUCCUCCUCCGUCUCUGUCGCAGCUGUCAGAGGAGGAGCUGAGGGAGCUGGAGGCUGAAGGCCGACGAGGUUUGGAGGCCAGGUUGCAGUGUCUGCAAAACAUCCACACCCUGCUGGACGCCGCCAUGCUCAACAUCCACCAUUACCUCAGCACGGUCGCCACGCUUACUCCUCCGAGACCUGUCAGCAGCACAGAAGAAGCCAGUGGGACAAUCCGCUCUGCUUCCUUCUCCACUGCUGGUGCAAGCACAGAUGAGCCAAGUCAGGAGAAAUCCUCCCCUCCCCCCAAAUUGAGCAGAGCUCCAGUCCAAACCGUCGAACCCACUUCUACUUCCGCCACUUGGGAUGGUGAGACAAGAAACAAUGCAGAUGAAGGAUCAGAGGAAGAGGAUGGUGAACCGAAUGCCGCUGAGCUGAGGCGCCGGCGACUUCGCAAACUGGAAACGGCAUCGCUUUCACCCGCAGACGAUUGAGGUGACUGCGGACCAACAGGAGCUCUAAAUGUGGAUCAUCUGUUGGUCCGUACCCCCCCCCCAGUCCUUCACCUUUUUCACCAAUUUGAGUCGGGACUCAAGCUGCGGGGAUAAUUUGCACUCCUGUGUCAAAAUGAUAGCGUGUUUUCUUCCUUGUUUCACUAAACACUUAAUAGUGGAAAGGGGACUGCAGGCACUUGUAAUUUGAGAGGAAAUUGGAAUGGGUUUGUGUUUAGUGAUACACUGUUUGGAUUAGUAUUUGGUAGUGUGGGUGUCAUUGGGCUCAGUGCCUGCCCAUUCUUUUUUUUCCCCCCUUAACCAACUGGGUUCGGUUUGAAAGCAUGUUGCUUAUUACACUGCGCAGUGAUCUUAUCUGAUCCAAAAAGCAAGGUUAACAUUUUCUCUCCCCUUUACAAAUCAGCACUCUUUGUGUCCUGGUUUUUUCAAUGUUGCAGGUACUGUAACAAAUUUAUUUGAAUGUGUACAUACUGUAUAAAGAGUUUUAUCAGGGUGAUCUGUACAUAAAGGAGAAUAAACUGCUACUUUUUCUUUCA
Messenger RNA from Hippocampus zosterae (dwarf seahorse), 2650 nucleotides. RefSeq names its product synovial apoptosis inhibitor 1, synoviolin (gene syvn1). NCBI's taxonomy places the organism in Eukaryota, Metazoa, Chordata, Actinopteri, Syngnathiformes, Syngnathidae. The transcript has 16 exons. Bases 222 to 2096 code for a protein of 624 amino acids. The record is from RefSeq and is a predicted model, not a curated record. Gene Ontology annotation, cellular component: cytoplasm.